Symbiodinium necroappetens is the source of this 1587-nucleotide messenger RNA. Lineage: Eukaryota; Dinophyceae; Suessiales; Symbiodiniaceae. The record is from the annotation of a GenBank genome assembly.
AUGUUCCGUGUGGGCUUCUUUCAGGGCAUCAUCGUCGCCCUGCUGGCCCCUAUCAUCGCAGAGAAAGGAACCGACCUAGAGGACUCUUUGUUGGAGGCUCUGGGCCAGGAAAUCGACAGCGAGGACUGCAGUCUGCUGAACGAGGGACCCAGCUGCCAGGCGUCGGCCUUCCUCCAGACAGGUGCAGCCCUGCGGUGGUCGGAGUCCCUGAGAACGGAGAAAGCGGAGGUUCCCCGGAUCUCCGAGCCGCUUUCCUUCCUGGAGCUGCAGGAGGAGACAGGCACCGAGGCGGCCGUCGGAGAGGUGCAUAGCAGCAGAACUGCCGAAGAGGUGGGAGAGCUCUCUCAGAAGGUGGGGGAGGUGCAUGCAGAUCGAUCCCAGCAGCUUCUGAGGCAAUGGCAGGAGGAUGGCGUGGAGUUGUAUGCUGCAGCACAGGCAGCGCCCUCCGUGGGCAGCUUCGCAUCUGAAGCCACGGACGCUCUUAAAAACGGCCUAGCCGGCGGCCACCAAGCGAAAGGCAUUACCGGCUUCGCAAUCUGCAUCGCCCUUCUCGUGGUUGUGAGCGUUGCCUCCCUGGUCGCAGUGCUCUACUGGGGCCCUUGGCUCUGGAAGUUAGAUCAGCCGAUGCCUCAGUGGCUGCCGGAGGCCCUUUCGCAGGACCUCGUCGCGCGCGAGGCGAAGGCCCCGGAGCUGGAGGAGGGGGAGGGGCCUCCUCCUCCCAAGCAGGCCUCCGAGCUUCCUUCCGAGGCGAAGCGGGAGGCGAAGCUUUCGGAAGUCCCCAAGCUUACCACGUCUUCUCACGCAGAGGCAGGGCUCCAGGAGCGACUCCGGCAGCUGGUCCUCGAGGCGGCGGUUUGCCAGGAGGAGAACCUGGAGCAGGUCUUGCCCUCUGCGGCGGGCUACGACUGUGCUUUGUCCAAGCCCGUGAGCAGCGGCUGUGCCGUGAAGUUGCUCUGCCGCAUCGAGGGAGCUUUGCCAGGGGGCCCUCCGCCACUGGGCCUUCUGAGAGCACCCCUCAGCCAGCGCAGCUGCGUCCUCUUCAGGUCUGUCGCGGAAGGUGCGCUGCCAAAGAAGUCCGAGGAGGCCGUGGACUUCCAGGUCUCCCUGGUUUCGGCGCCCUGGAUCCGCAUCGACGUCUUGGGCCACGAGGUGAAGCUCCUAGAAACUCCCCAUAAGGAUCAGGAGGCCUUCACGCCCUACCAGGCCUUCGGCGACUUGCCCAAGCACUGGAAGCACUUCGUCUCCCCGGUGCCGGAGCCCAAAGCCUCCUUCCUCCCCCCGAUCCCCGCACCCCCACAGCCCGCUUUGGAGAGGGAGGUCUUCCGGUUCCGCGAGGAGCUUCUGCAGGUGGGCGCCGAGGUGAUCCUGUGUGGGGAGCUGAUCCGAGACUCCAGCGGCCGAAUCUUCCUACAGCCAUGGCAGGAGAACUUCGAGAACUCCUCUUGGCGCACCUCCUGGGAGCUGGAGGGCUGCCUGGAUCUGAGGCCUGCGGUGCUGGCCUCCACGGAGGCUGCUCUGAUGGAAGUACCGGGCAAGGUCCCUACGGCGGAGAGCUGCUUCGAUGAGUUUGCUGUGAUGGUGCCAUGA